Macrobrachium nipponense is the source of this 1591-nucleotide messenger RNA. RefSeq lists its product as uncharacterized. The transcript has 2 exons. Lineage: Eukaryota; Metazoa; Arthropoda; Malacostraca; Decapoda; Palaemonidae. The coding region runs from base 100 to 1029 and encodes 309 amino acids. The record is from RefSeq and is a predicted model, not a curated record.
GUGAGGGUGAGAGUGGAACGUUUCGCUGCUGAUCGAAUACUCGUCAAGGUUAUUUGCCAACCACUUGUAAGAGAUAUUGUUACUGGAAAAUAUACAGGGAUGGCCACUGGAGGACACCAAAUCUUAUUCCAAGGAAAAACCACUGUUGCCUGGAUGCCCAAGGAUGGCCCUCACUCCCUCGUCAUCUCUCUCACUGAUUACAGAGUUUUCCAUAAGACUGCAAAAACUGUCCAUAUAGACGAAUUCGAAUUAAUACAGCAAUCGCAGUGUUUACCCCAACAAAUGCUCAGCGUUACAAAGUCCAUGAGUCACCUGCUUCACAAACAAAAUGAUUUAGAGUUUAUAUGGUAUGGUAUUGUUGAUCCCAAAGAAACCACUAAUGUCUAUGGGAAUGUAAGUUUUGUACUUGAUGUGAUGAAGUUCAUGUCUCACUGCCAACACUCAUUUUAUAUAUAUUAUGUUGAAACUGUAGAUUACAAAACAUGUAGUAUAAGCCACAUUCUCUUUAGCAGAAAGCACUACGACUACCUAACAAAGUAUGACCCAAGUAUCUUUGGCGGACCCUGGUUCAUAGACCCAGCUGGCAGGCAUUGCUGGCUAAGUAAUGCCAGAGGGUUUGACGGGAAAUCUAGUGUCUAUGGUCACAGACUAGAAUUUAUGUUAGAGUUCGGACAAGAUGAUGCACGUUGGUUAUAUAACGAAUCUGUUCCAAUCCCUGUUGAUCACCAAUCCUAUGCAAGCCAAAGGCACAUAUGUCUAAGGAAUCGUAAGGUACUCUGUAAUUCUCCUUUCAGCAGAGAACGAACAACGGAUAUACUAGUGGCCCAAGGCUUCACUCAAUUUGAAAAUGAAGUACCUACUAGUCAACUCCCAUCGUCUGGAAGAGGUGAGGAAACAGCUCAGCCUCAAGAUUAUCAACAAAGAGAGCAGUUAUCAGGCGUGCUUUCUAGCAAUACACAGAACACUGCAGUGCCUUCAGCGGAACCCCCAGACACCAAUCGGCACACCAACGCGAAUGUCCAGUUUUAAGAUAUUUGAUACUAAUCGCCUAAAGCCAUUAUUCAAUUUAUAUCCUUAAUUUUUCACAUCAAUACACCAACAGCACAAAUCUUUCAACCCAAGUUGCGAGAAAAAGAACCACUACACCUAAUGCCACCGUUAAAAAGAAUUCCAAAAGAAGAUACCAAAAGCCCAAAUGAAAUCGAUCUCUUUUCUUACUAUCAAUUGCAAUACAACUGCCAUUAUUUAUAGGCCUCAAUCAGGUAUUACUGUUUAAGAUGUGAGCAAAAUUCAUGUGGUUCAACAUUUCUCAACUCCUUUUCACCGUUACACAGCCAGUCGUCACUGAAUCUCUGACUGACUCCUCAGCGAGUAACCGAAAAUUUUACCUUGAAAUGGUGAAGAUCACAAGGCAAAGCCUUUUUGUUCAGUCUGAGAAAUGCAGAUUUUCUUAUGGUUCCCUUAUCUUCGAAUAUUUUUACUUUUCCUCCCAUGAUGUUAACUUCAAAACCUCAACUUUCACAUUUCAAUAGAAGACGGCAGACGACAAAAUAGUAAAAAUGAUUGACACACUAAAUACAUGAUGCCUGUA